This is a messenger RNA of Protobothrops mucrosquamatus (brown spotted pit viper), 747 nucleotides long. It is a transcript of the gene FGF14, whose product is annotated as fibroblast growth factor 14. Gene Ontology annotation, cellular component: cytoplasm. Gene Ontology annotation, biological process: positive regulation of protein phosphorylation; positive regulation of gene expression; cell differentiation. The record is from RefSeq and is a predicted model, not a curated record. Gene Ontology annotation, molecular function: growth factor activity; fibroblast growth factor receptor binding. The transcript is spliced from 5 exons. Bases 1 to 747 code for a protein of 248 amino acids. NCBI's taxonomy places the organism in Eukaryota, Metazoa, Chordata, Lepidosauria, Squamata, Viperidae.
AUGGCCGCGGCCAUCGCCAGCGGUUUGAUCCGCCAGAAGCGCCAAGCGCGCGACUUGCAGCACUGGGACCGGCCCUCGGCCAACAGGAGGCGCAGCAGCCCCAGCAAGAACCGCGGGCUUUGCAAUGGCAACCUGGUGGAUAUCUUCUCCAAGGUCCGCAUCUUUGGGCUCAAGAAGAGGAGGUUGCGGCGCCAAGAUCCCCAGCUCAAGGGCAUAGUGACCAGGUUAUAUUGCAGGCAAGGCUACUACUUGCAAAUGCACCCAGAUGGAAGUCUCGAUGGAACCAAGGAUGACAGCACUAAUUCUACAUUGUUCAACCUCAUACCAGUGGGACUUCGAGUUGUUGCUAUCCAGGGUGUAAAAACAGGCUUGUACAUAGCCCUAAAUGGAGAAGGAUUCCUUUAUACAUCAGAACUUUUUACACCAGAAUGUAAGUUUAAGGAGUCUGUGUUUGAAAAUUAUUACGUAAUCUACUCGUCGAUGCUGUACAGACAGCAAGAGUCGGGUAGAGCCUGGUUUUUGGGACUCAACAAAGAAGGACAAGUCAUGAAAGGCAACAGAGUGAAGAAAACAAAACCAGCAGCUCAUUUUCUACCGAAGCCAUUGGAAGUUGCCAUGUACCGAGAACCCUCUUUACAUGAUGUUGGAGAAACAGUGCCAAAGGCUGGGGUGACGCCAAGUAAAAGCACAAGUGCAUCGGCAAUAAUGAAUGGAGGUAAACCAGUGAACAAGAGUAAGACCACAUAG